AUGGAGGUCGCUCCGACGCUGGACGACGCGCAGGCGCUUCGCCAGCUAACGCUCGCCGACGAGCAUCUCAUGAUCUGCUUGUGUGGAGUGGAUGAGGAGCAAGACGGCGGCGCUCGAAUGCUGCAGGAAGCGGUGCAAAAGAUCGUGCGCAUCAAGAUGCAAAUGGGGAGCAAUGUGGGUGCUGGCAGCGAAUUGCGCAGGGAGCGCCAGGCAACAUCGUCGUUUCGACUCUUGCUGGUUUACAGGCAGGUGAAGCAGAAUGUGUUCGAUCAACUCUGUGCGUAUGACAGCACGAACCCGUUCGCCAAGUUGUACUUCCUAGAAGUUGGCGGAUCAGUCGAGAGAUUGCACCAGACGCUUGUGCUGAUGUUGUCGCAUCCGGCACACCGAUUGAGUCAAAAUGCUGCGGAGCAGCUACUGGGGUCGUGGUUCUCACCGAGUAAAGGAAUCGACUCUCUAGGCCAGCAGAAUUAA
Molecule: messenger RNA, 474 nt
Organism: Phytophthora sojae
Lineage: Eukaryota; Oomycota; Peronosporomycetes; Peronosporales; Peronosporaceae
Exons: 5
Coding region: 1-474 (157 amino acids)
Source: RefSeq, a predicted model, not a curated record